Dermacentor silvarum is the source of this 1386-nucleotide messenger RNA. RefSeq names its product 28S ribosomal protein S21, mitochondrial (gene mRpS21). NCBI's taxonomy places the organism in Eukaryota, Metazoa, Arthropoda, Arachnida, Ixodida, Ixodidae. The coding region runs from base 157 to 420 and encodes 87 amino acids. The transcript has 3 exons. Gene Ontology annotation, biological process: translation. Gene Ontology annotation, cellular component: ribosome. The record is from RefSeq and is a predicted model, not a curated record. Gene Ontology annotation, molecular function: structural constituent of ribosome.
GAAAAAAAAAAAAAAAAAACUGUCAUGGCGGCGCUUAGCACGCACGCAUGAAAGCAGUGAUCGCGUGUGAUUGCGAGUUUCAGUCGCGGUCUACCGAGUUGACGCUGCGGGCUCUCCUGUGCUAGGUGCAGCGAUAGCUGCUGUGUGUAUAAAAAAAUGCGUCACAAACUUUUCAUUGCCCGCACUGUUCUUGUCCAGAACAACCAAGUCGAAGAAGCACUGCGAGUGCUGAACCGCAUCCUGGGUUUGGAAGGCAUCUUCGACCGCUACAGGCUCACGAGGUACUACGAGAAGCCCACUAAAACGCGACGGCGAAUCAACUACGAAAUCUGCAAGGCGAUCUACGACGAGGACAUGGCCCGCCGGAUCCAGUUCACGUUGCGCAAGAACCGAGUCGACCCGUGGCUAGGAAAUGAUUGAACUGUUGCCGCGUUUAGCUGACGCCUGUUUUUAACAGGCGUUCUUCUUACCUCUGGUUCCUCCGCUGUUGUAGUUUAUAAAGGGUCAGUCGCUGGUCCCAACGGUUUUCGAUUCUUGCAGCACGUUGGUCGCGUGCGGGCGUGCGAAGCAAGGCUUCAACGUCUUCGUUAAUCGUUUACCGACUCUCGCGCUUAGGCGCUCCGUUUGCUGGCUUGUCGGGGAUUAUCGUGCCUGUCUUCUUCGACUAUCGCUGCAACAUUUGUCGCUAUCUAGGCUAGGCUGUAAGUAAGUUCCAGAUGUGACCGCUGCGAUUACCAUGGUUGGCGCAGUGCGGCGAACGAGAGCCGUUAUCAUUACUAACCUAAGCCACACCCGGAUGCUUAUUUCUUAAACACGUCUUAAAGGGUCUCAUGCAGAUUAUUAUCCAUCGUUCAUCAUUCGAGAAUACACCACUUUGUUGAACUACACAUUAAGCUAUUUCAGUAAUCUUUAUUAAAUGAUGUAGGACUCCAGCGAAAUUUAGCCUAGCAAGGUUGCUAGCUUAGCAGCUAAUUGGAAUAUAUUUUAGGUGAGCGUGUGCAUUAUGCAUAUUCUUUUUAGUCUGCCCAGGUAAGGAGCCCAAAGGCAUGGGCAGGAGGGCAGUGAAUAUCUUAUAUUAGCAUAAUUUAUGUGCAUAUCGAUUGAAAUUACCCAGUGUUUCUUACAAAAAUUAUUGGAUUGGGAACUGAGCCGCGAUAAUUCAGCGACCAUUGGAAUUAGCGGUAGUUUGUAGAUUUCACCAAUCUUCGCGCUUGUGGCUUCAGAUGUUCUUACACUUUGCUUCUAAAUUUCCAAGUAAUGUUUUCCAAACUCAGCAAGACAAUGAGUUUCUGCACAUAUGCAUAGUCAUUGCAGAUUGUUGCACUUUGAAUGCAACUUUCUGUUGCGAAAAUUUGCAUUAACACAGCAGUUUGAAGCAGAAAGACA